AUGGCUGAUACUAUCCGUUCUGCUUUAAUUGAUAAAUAUAACACUAAGCAUGGUCUCUGUAUAUGGCAUAUGCUGAAAAAUGUUAGAUCUAAUAUGACUUCUAAGAUUGGAUCUAAAUAUGAUGGGUUUCAUGCUGAUCUCAUUAAAUAUCUUGAUCAUUGUAUUAAUCAAACAGCUUUUGAGCAAGCACUCGAAGUUCGUGAGGAGGCGGAGCAUAUUUUUGUAUAUAAAGAGCUUGUUUAUCUUUCUUCUGAAUGGAGUGCUAAAGAUACAUACAUGUGUGUAGAAACAGAGAAAAAUAAUGAAUUGCAUUGUUUUGAAUUAUCAUGCUAUGAAAGGCCUGAUAUAUUGUAUUGGAUGUUCUAUAAUGGCUAUAUACUUACUUGUAGCUGCCGUAAUCUUGAAUUUGCUAGAAUAAUUUGCCGCCAUUCUCUUGCAGUAGCAGUUCACCUUUCUCUUGCACAACUUGAUCCAUUUCACUUUCCAAAGUGUUGGCAAAAAGAUCCAUUUGAGCUGGAGCUUGCAAAAAAUUAUAUUAAUUUCUAUAGCUAUUCACAAUCACAGGCCUCAGGCACCUUAAUAUCAUAUGAAUCAUCUAGUGAAUGCGCUUCUCAGCUCUGA
Messenger RNA from Dentiscutata heterogama, 621 nucleotides. NCBI's taxonomy places the organism in Eukaryota, Fungi, Glomeromycota, Glomeromycetes, Diversisporales, Gigasporaceae. The record is from the annotation of a GenBank genome assembly.